GCCAAUCAGAAUUCAUUUAGUCGGAAGGAAAUUCGAAGAUGGUGGUGCAUGUUUGUCGUCUGCGGAGAUAAUGGUCAAACACUCGUAUGAACUCAAUUAUUUAACUUCUUAUAAAACGGACUGACGUUAUUUGUCGUUGAGUCUGAACAGAAAUUAAUGGCCAUGACGCUGAUAGACCAAGGGGUGAGAAACGUGGCAAAUUUUCGGCGAAAAUUAAAGAGAUGUCUUGAGAUUAACACUGCUACUGAAAACAAAGAAAAAUCUCAGCUGGAAGAAUUAGAACUUUUUACCAAAUAUUAUCAACUUUGGAAGGGAAACAAUGUUCAGAAUAAUAACACAUACUAUAGCAUUCCAAAAUUCUAUUGUCAACUCCCUCUAGAAGAGGAAAUCUUAUUGCAAAAGGUUCGAGAAGAAGCAAGAGCCUUGUUUUUGCAAAGAAGAAGCCGUGUUUUACUUGGAAAUGAAGAACUGCAGCAUUUAUGGUUUCUACUUGACAAACAUCACACUCCACCUCUUGUUGCUGACGAACAGAUGAUAAAUUAUCAUGACUUUCUUAAAGUGGCUGAACAAGCAGGGAGCAAGUGCAAAUCUUUCUUCACUGCUACUAUUUUUGGAAAAUUAUAUCAGAAUGAACAUUAUGGAAGAAUACCUAUUAUGCAGUUUUUUAAUUAUGUGAUGCGAAAAGUUUGGUUGCAUCAAACAAGAAUUGGAUUAUCUUUAUAUGAUGUUACUGGGCUUGGUUAUUUGAAAGAAACGGAUCUAGAGAACUACAUUUUAGAACUUAUCCCAACAUUACCACGAAAUUCCCAGCUCCAUACUUGGAUAAUUAAAGGAGGGUAUAGGUUGAAUGUCUUGGAAAGAUCUUUUUACUCCUUCUAUGUGUGUACUGCUGUCAGAAAAUUCUUUUUCUUCCUUGAUCCUAUGCGAACUGGAAAGAUUAAAAUUCUGGAUAUCCUUGCCUGUGGUUUUCUUGAUAAUUUAUUAGAGUUACGUGAUGAAGAACUCUCAAAAGAAAUGCAAGAAUCUAACUGGUUUUCAGCACCGUCUGCUUUGCGUGUAUAUGGUCAGUAUCUAAAUUUGGAUAAAGACCACAAUGGUAUGCUUAGCAAAGAAGAAUUAUCCAGAUAUGGUACAGGAACUUUGACUGAUGUUUUUCUUGACAGAAUAUUCCAGGAAUGCUUAACUUAUGAUGGAGAAAUGGACUACAAAACUUAUCUUGAUUUUGUUUUAGCCUUGGAGAAUCGGAAAGAGCCCCAGUCAUUACAGUACCUUUUUCGUAUUUUAGAUGUACAGCAGAAAGGUUAUCUUGAUACAUUCUCACUCAAUUAUUUUUAUCGAGCUAUUCAAGAACAAAUGAAAAGACAUAAACAAGAACCAAUAUUAUUUGAAGACGUCAGAGAUGAAAUAUUUGAUAUGGUGAAACCAAAAGAACCUUUUAAAAUAACUCUACAAGAUUUAAUUCAUAGGUGAGUUUAUUUUUUUUUAUU
Octopus bimaculoides (California two-spot octopus) is the source of this 1487-nucleotide messenger RNA. RefSeq names its product serine/threonine-protein phosphatase 2A regulatory subunit B'' subunit gamma. The record is from RefSeq and is a predicted model, not a curated record. Gene Ontology annotation, biological process: regulation of dephosphorylation; T cell homeostasis; positive regulation of B cell differentiation. Gene Ontology annotation, cellular component: centrosome; spindle. Lineage: Eukaryota; Metazoa; Mollusca; Cephalopoda; Octopoda; Octopodidae.